CGUCACUCAUUUGACUAGGGAGUCGUGCCUGAAUGUAAAGUGAAGUGAGUGUCCCACAGACCUACAUUUAUUCUCCGUUCGUUUUUAAAAAUAUCGCGAAACGAAGAAGAAUCCAGUGAAACCUUGAGGCAGCUGUUAAGUUCAGGGCUUUUUCAAGCUCCACGGCCAUAGGACUUGUUUCAACAUUGGUGUUUCCGCACCAAAAACAUGCAUGAGGAGACAACUAGUAGGCCUAUGAGCGUUCCGAGCUCUGUUGCCGCUACAACCACACAACCCACUGCUACGGACCACAAUUCGGCCGAGCUACAAGUGUCAUUUUCGUCUAAUUCUGCAGCUUCUGUCGAGGCGCGACAGAGCGAAUGUAAAAAGAAGAUCCUGCCGGCGGUCGAAGUAAUAUCGCCCGAUUUCGUGAUCAGCGGCGGCGGCGGCGGCAUGGACGCGGCCGGCUACCAGGCCGCGCCGCCGCCGGCGGCGGCGGGGCCCGCCCCCGCGCCCUCGGGGGCGGGAGGCGGCGGCGGAGGCGGUCCGGACCUGCCCGACACCAAGGAAGGCAUCGAGGAACUGUGCCCCGUGUGCGGCGACAAGGUGUCCGGCUACCACUACGGCCUGCUCACGUGCGAGUCGUGCAAGGGCUUCUUCAAACGGACCGUGCAGAACAAGAAGGUGUACACGUGCGUGGCGGACCGCAGCUGCCACAUCGACAAGACGCAGCGCAAGAGGUGUCCGUUCUGCCGCUUCCAGAAGUGCCUGGACGUCGGCAUGAAGCUCGAAGCGGUGCGCGCCGACAGGAUGCGCGGCGGCCGCAACAAGUUCGGGCCCAUGUACAAGCGGGACCGGGCCCGCAAGCUGCAGAUGAUGCGCCAGCGCCAGAUCGCGCUGCAGACGCUGCGCGGCGGAGCGCACGCGCAUCUCGGCGACGGCGUGACGCUGUGCUACAGCCCCGGGGGGCAGGCGGCGGUUGCGGCGGCGGCCUUCGGCAGCCUGCACAUCAAGCAGGAGAUCCAGAUCCCGCAGGUGUCUUCGCUCACCUCGUCCCCGGACUCCUCCCCCAGCCCCAUCGCCGUGGGGAUGGGCCACGUCGCGUCGUCCUCCGCAGCCUCCGUCGCUGCGGCGGCGGCGGCGGCGGCGGCGUCCUCCGCCUCCGGAGCCGCGGUGGCUGGGCUGGCGGGCCCCGGGUCCGCCGCCUCCGUCUCGCUGGACCACAAGCUGUGGGGCGGCGGCGCGCCCUCGCCCAAAGCGCUGCAGCAGCUGGAGGCGGGAGCCGCCCCCAAGGUGCCCGCCAUGGUGCGCGAGUUCGUUCAGGCGCUGGACGACCGCGAGUGGCAGAACUCCCUGUACAGCCUGCUCCAGAACCAGACCUACAACCAGUGCGAGGUGGACCUGUUCGAGCUCAUGUGCAAAGUGCUGGACCAGAACCUUUUCUCGCAGGUCGACUGGGCGCGGAACUCCGUCUUCUUCAAGGACCUCAAGGUGGACGACCAGAUGAAGCUGCUGCAGCACUCGUGGUCGGACAUGCUGGUGCUGGACCACCUGCACCAGCGCAUGCACAACAGCCUGCCCGACGAGACCAGCCUUCCCAACGGCCAGAAGUUCGACCUGCUGUGCCUGGGCCUGCUGGGGGUCCCGGGGCUCGCCGCCCGCUUCCACGACCUCACCGCGGCGCUGCAGGACCUCAAGUUCGACGUGUCGGACUACGUCUGCCUCAAGUUCCUGCUGCUGCUCAACCCUGACGUGAGGGGCAUCGUCAACAGGAAGCACGUGCAAGAAGGCCACGACCAGGUUCAGCACGCGCUACUCGACUACACGCAGACGUGCUACCCGCAGAUACAGGACAAGUUCGGCAAGCUGAUGAUGGUGAAGCCCGAGAUCCACCAGCUGGCCAGCCGCGGCGAGGACCACCUGUACCUGAAGCACUGCGACGGCAGCGCGCCCACGCAGACGCUGCUCAUGGAGAUGCUGCACGCCAAGAGGAAAUAGCACAGCACGCCUUCUUGACCUCGGUGCUCGCGGCACGGCGUCGCGCCCCCCGUUACGUGAAUCGGAAGAUCAUGUUGUCUCCUGAAGGCGACUGCAGCUAGCAAACGAGUGAGGAGAAUGGCCGUGCUGCGCAGUCUUCGUAAAGCCGUGCGCGCCGACAGAAUCCAUCUCUCUCUCCGUUACGUUCGUGGAAGAAUGUGUCGCGGACUUGACUUUUUGCAGCGCGAAUCGAGGUUAGGUUGGCAGUGCCGGGGAGGAAGCGACACGGACCCUUCGCGCCUGAUCGUAGCCGGGGGGGGGAAGGAAAGGGGGAACGAACCCCUCGUGCUGUGGGGAUUUGCCUUGCCACGUGAGCGGACGGAGUGUCAUCGUCGCUUUGCCUGACGGACAUCCGAAGAUGCGAGCAAGUUACCUGUCUUCAUUACAAUGUCCUGCGGCAUUGCCAACUCAAGAUGGGCAUUACCAGUGCUAGUUACCGGGACAGUAACAGACAUGUGCAAUAACUGUCAAAAUAUGAAUUUAGAUAUAUUUAAAAAAAAAAAAAAAAGUUUCUUUGGCAAAAAAAAAGAACAAGGCUUCGACUUCUCAUUUUGUACUUGCGGGGAAAAAAAAUUAAUAGAGUGGUUAAAAAAAAAAUUUACGUGUUGACAAGUUGAAUUGUUGCUGUAGUGGUUGAAGAGAGUUAUAGUACGAAUAUUUUGAUAUGCAUGUUGACUCUGAAUAUAUAAUAUGCCUUCAAAAAGUACAAAAUAAAAAAGUCAGAGGCACGCUUUUACGAGCUCCAUUCUCGGGAUCAGCAGCGUGUGGUUGGUCGUUUGUUGGGGCGGGGGCCCCGCCCCGCCGCGGGGUCCCCUCGAGAUCACAGGAGCUGCUUCAUGCAACACGUUAAUGCAUUUUUUUAUAUGUAGAAGAAAUAAUAUUUCUUUAUGAACUAACUGCAGAGAUGCAAAUUGUAAUCAUCGUCUGACGAAAUGAGACCACAAUAUCCUUGCUCGCCCGUUGUUUUUUUUUUAAUAUAUAUAUUUUUUUGUGACGUCUUAUUUUUGUUUUGUGCGUACACAUUCCAGAAGAAAUGAUAAAUAAAAAAGCAGAUAUUUUGCUUUUGUUCUGGAAGGGAUAUAAGGGCAUCAAAGUUUGUUUGUUUUUAGUGUACAUUGUGUACAUUGUAAAAUUGGCAUCCCACUGAAGGUAGCUGCGAGGCGAAGAUCGCGCUACCUCUUAGAUUUAAGUUAUUGGGCAGUCUUCAUCAAUUGCAACAACUCUAGUGCUUUGGCUAUACAUGGUCUUGAACAUUCCAUUGCUUAAAUAACUUGUAUUUUUUUUCUCUCCUAUUUUCUCUUACUUUCGGCUUACACAGAUUGAAACAACGUCUGCUAGGCAAAACAUUGAGUGUGGUGAGGCGUAUGUUUUUGUGUCGUAACCAAUAAAUUAUUCUUAAAAAUUUUAGCGUCCUACAUACUUUUUUUUUGUUAUUAAAUUAACACUAUCUUCUUGAAAGCUGGGUAUGGUGGUGGACUAACAGAAAAAAAAAGUAUCUUUUUUUUUAGCGGUAACAUUUUUUAAAAAAAACUUCAGAGCAAGGCUGCUGUGGUCGACACAUACCGUAAUUGUAGUCUUGUUAAAAAAACAUUUGUGUAUGUUGAUAGUUGUCGAGCGAUUGUUAAACCGCGAACUCAUUUCACGCGAGGGAUGCCACCUGUCGAAACUCCAAAUGCGCCCACCACGUCCCACCCACCUUUCACACGUCGUCUCCUUCGCCCCCGUUUUCCUUCUUCCCCUCCGCCCGUCUCCGUUCUCGCUUCCGGCGAUCUGUCCGCCACAUUCCGUCGGACCCUCUCGUCCUCUUCACUGCCACGAUCACGCGUCACCCAACGGCAUCCCGAGCAGUGAUCACCCAUCGUCUUUUUUUUUUGUUUCCAUUUUUGCUGUUGAUGAAAAAAAAAUAAUAAAAAAAAAUCACAAUUGUU
Messenger RNA from Bacillus rossius redtenbacheri, 3944 nucleotides. It is a transcript of the gene ftz-f1, whose product is annotated as nuclear hormone receptor FTZ-F1. The transcript is spliced from 8 exons. Lineage: Eukaryota; Metazoa; Arthropoda; Insecta; Phasmatodea; Bacillidae. Bases 208 to 1977 code for a protein of 589 amino acids. Gene Ontology annotation, cellular component: RNA polymerase II transcription regulator complex. The record is from RefSeq and is a predicted model, not a curated record. Gene Ontology annotation, molecular function: RNA polymerase II cis-regulatory region sequence-specific DNA binding; zinc ion binding; nuclear receptor activity. Gene Ontology annotation, biological process: regulation of transcription by RNA polymerase II; tissue development; hormone-mediated signaling pathway.